Messenger RNA from Phlebotomus argentipes, 959 nucleotides. Its product is annotated as trypsin I-P38-like. The record is from RefSeq and is a predicted model, not a curated record. The coding region runs from base 264 to 959 and encodes 231 amino acids. Lineage: Eukaryota; Metazoa; Arthropoda; Insecta; Diptera; Psychodidae. Gene Ontology annotation, molecular function: serine-type endopeptidase activity. The transcript is spliced from 2 exons. Gene Ontology annotation, biological process: proteolysis.
ACUCGAUAGAGGCAAUCUCUGGCUUCGGAAACAGAUAAGAGCCCCUGGGGAAUCCAGAAAACCCACAGUCUCGGUUUGAUUUUACACCAAGAUGUGUCUGUUUGUUCUUCUCGCGCUUAUAGUGACUUUUUCCACAUCCAAUGCGUCUCCCAGUGAGUGAUGCUUUCUACAUCAGAGUUGAGUGUCGAUGAAAAUAACUUCCUCCAUCUUCAGGUAGUCGUAUAAUUGGCGGAUCCAAUGCUUAUUUCGGUGAAUUCCCGCACAUGGUAUCGAUCCAGUGGGCUCCUCAUGGAUUUAUGCACCAUCUCUGCGGCGGAUCGAUCCUGAACAAGCGUUGGGUUCUCACGGCAGCUCACUGCAACAUGAUAACACUGGAACACCAGAUCAUGCAAGUCAUUGUUGGCGCCUUGGAUUUCCGCACCACCACAAAAUACCAGCAGGAAUUCAGCAUAGAUCUCUUCAUUAACCACCCUCACUAUCCAGGCGGAGUCGGAGUGCCUCACAACAUCGCUGUGCUUCGCGUCGAUCGGGAGAUCCAGUUAAACUCCUACGUCUAUCCUGUUUCCCUUCCCAUCGUCAAUUCCUAUCCCUUUGGGGUAACUCAAUUCUCUGGCUGGGGAUGGACUGUGGACGAGCCACCAUUCGUCUUUCCCGACAUCCUGCAGCGAAUUCAGGUGCCCCUUAUAACCCUGUCGCAGUGCUACGGAGCCUUUGUCAACAUCGGCGCGGAUCCGAAUGAGCUGGACACUUUCACGCAUAUCUGCACUGGACCCCUGACCGGGGGAGUUUCCGCAUGUAACGGCGAUCUGGGCGGUCCUCUCGUGCAGAGAUCCGGUAGUUACUUUGUUCAAGUGGGCAUCGCUGUCCGAGCUUUCCGUCCCUGCGGUCAAGUAGGCGCCCCAACAGUGUACAUCAGGGUUUCCGCCUAUGUUGACUGGAUAAGAAGCACGAUUUUCUAA